CUUCGCGUCGGCAGCAUCUGCAUCUGCAAUGGCCAACCACGGAGCCGCCGCUCUCCUGAUCGCGUCCCUGCUCGUGGUGGCGGUCACCCUCGCCGACGCCAGGGUCACCGUGAUGCAGCUGCAGCGCGACAGCAUUAACGGAGGUUACGCGGCGAAUAAGAAGGCGGUGCCGGCGCUGACGUGCAACAAGGUGAGCGCGGUGCAACAAGGCGAGACCUGCUCCUCCCUCGCCGAGGACAGCGGCCUCACCCAGGAGGACUUCCUGGGCUUCAACCCCAACAUCAACUGCGCCAGGAUCUUCGUCGGCCAGUGGGUCUGCCUCGACGCAUCCUCUGCCUAACGGACGAUUGCAUUUAAUGGACUACGCAGCAUCGUUAAGUUGCUGCUACUACUUGUAUGAAUAAAGGAGGCUAAGUCGCUAUCCGUACACCUCCACCACUAUUCAAGUUAAGUUUGGUAUUUCUACUUCCCUCGCAAAAGGAUCGAGGUUGUAGUCCGUCACUCUGUCUUUGUACCAGCGUUGGCUCAAAA
Hordeum vulgare subsp. vulgare (domesticated barley) is the source of this 531-nucleotide messenger RNA. RefSeq lists its product as uncharacterized. The record is from RefSeq and is a predicted model, not a curated record. Lineage: Eukaryota; Viridiplantae; Streptophyta; Magnoliopsida; Poales; Poaceae. Bases 29 to 340 code for a protein of 103 amino acids. The transcript has 2 exons.